This is a messenger RNA of Candidula unifasciata, 1646 nucleotides long. NCBI's taxonomy places the organism in Eukaryota, Metazoa, Mollusca, Gastropoda, Stylommatophora, Geomitridae. The record is from the annotation of a GenBank genome assembly.
GAUUUCGCUGCUGGGAUGUGGAAGACACUGGGAUCAACAUCAAUGAGGAGCUGGCUCAGAUUGCAAACAGAGCCUCCUUGGGAGUGGAGGGCAUCAAUGCCAGCAACAAGCCAGGAGAAAGGCUGAUUCAGCAUCAAUCAGACAACCUGGCAGUGGAGAUUCUCAUCAACCCAGUGGCAGUUUCUGUGAAAACUUCCAUCAAGAAACUCCUUAUAGCCCUGGCUCCAACCAAAUACAUCAUCUAUGCUGGCUACACCUUUCAGGGCUCUGGAGCCUGGGUGCUUCAGGAUGACACCUUUGCUUUCAGUCACUUGGCACAGGUGUUCAAGAAUAUUGACGUGGAGAAUGCACUGAAGCAGAACAUCGAGGCUAACCUGACCAUUCAUACACUGGCAGACAGCAACUGGGGGACCAGCAUCAGCAAGGCAGACUUCACCAACAACCUGCGCAUCCAGCUCAACCCACCGCAGAAGCUGGACAACAUUCAUGGUGUCCUACAGUUCACCGCUUAUGUUGGAGGAUUCCUCAGGGUUGUCCCUGUGACCAGCCUCCUCCAAGCCUCGGAACAGUUUGGCAACAUUAGUUUUACCCGUCCUACUUUGUAUAUCUUUCCAGGUUGUCAGGGUGAUUCGGCGUUGUUUGGGGUCAAUGGGUUUAAUUUGUUGGUAAAUGGUGGGUAUAACAGACGAGCUUGCUUUUGGGAUUUUGCUAGGCAUUUAGAUAGACUUGAUGCCGUACUGAUGACCCAUUUGGGUACAGAUAAUAUCUUUGGUCUUAGCACAGUCUUACAGAGGAAAGUUCUGGAAAACAUCCAUCCACAGAUUGGCUAUUUGUACUUCAAUGCCCCAGAGAAAUUGGCCAGUUUGUCUUCUGGUGAUGAUGGCGACAGCAGUGCCAGUAAGAGUCCCAGCUUGAUUAUCAAUCUGGUGGAAGAGGCUAACAAGCUGGCCCACAUGGCCAAGCAGCUAGGCAUCAGUCCACACCCGUGCUCCCGCAGUGCCACUGCUGUCACUUGUGACCCGGUGAACCUCUACCACAAGCUGGGACAUGGGUCCCUGGAUAUGUAUGUUUUGAACCCAGUUGCUGAUAGCAAGGAGCUGAAGGAAUUUUACCAGCUCUGGAGCAAACAGACUGCCAGCUUGGAUGCAAGUGGGCCAUUUUCUUUACCAAGUUCAUUGUCUGUCUGUGCUCUGCUGGUCUGGAAACCUUACAAUGUUGAUGACAAGAUUGUGAGAAUUUUCUUUCCUGGCAAUGCUCCACAACAUAAAGUCAUUGAGGGGUUUGAGAAAAUGAAAAGCUACGGUUUUCUCAAACUUGCGUCGUGUACAACACGAGACCUGACUAGACCGGCGCCGAUAAAGAAACCUGUUGGGCUAAAUAAAGCAGCAGGACCUGGAGGCAGGAGUCAGGGGAAAGCACCUACAUCGGCUAGAAGUGACACUACCAGAGGCAUCAACGGAAGGGUAGAAUCUCCUCGCAAGGAAACCAAACCUGUGGCUACAAAAACUGAAGUUAAGGCAUCAUCACCUACAAAACCUAGCCGACCCAUCAAGGAUGAAAACAACAAGAAGAGCGUAAAAGAAAGAGAGAAACCUAAAGCUCUUGAGACUACAAAAUCAAAAACAGUGACAGCAAAGAGAGGAUGA